AUGCCACAAAAACGGGUGUCGUCGUCCUCUUUGGUAUCAUCGCCGCUGCUAUUUUCUUGUUUCAGCACUUCCUCAAUUUAUUCAACAUAUGUAACUCCGCCUGCUUCCCCAUUCUCUUCUCGCUUUCAUAUUAAAGCUCCCAUUUCCUCUCUCUCUCUCUCUCUCUCUCUCUCUCUCUCUCUCUCUCUCACUCAGAUUCAGUGCAUAGGCAGAGGAUUCCAUGGCUGCAAUGUUGUCAUCUGUUGGAACGGCGUCAGCCCCAUUUUCCUUGGCAGAUCACUCGGCCAAAUUGUCUACCUUCUCCAUAUGCUCUCUCCCAGAUUGGUCUGCUUGUUUCGUUCUCUGGCUUUAGUCUAUGAUCUUAGAAAUUUGCUUAGUAGAUCUGAUCGAAGCUCGAUUUUGAAUCCAGUUUGUAGCACUCAGAUGCCUGGAAAGCUCAUUACCAAGGCUGUUGCGGUCGGUGCUCGAAGUUUUACCUUCUUAUUAUGUUCUUUUUGUAUUUACAUUAGCCUACACGGACUGAAAAUUCUGCCUCAGCAGCUUCGAAACCUGGGUAAGGUUCUAAGUUCUCAAUCUGUAAUCAUCCUAUUUGUUCUUUAUUCUUUCCGGUAUUUGUGCGACACUUCUGGCAGCUUCGAAACCUGGGUAAGCUCGUUAGCCAGUAGGUCUUAUGCCACACGCCUUUUGGCAUCGCCCGAGCCUAUAACUCGCUCUUUUGCUCUUAUGCCAUAUAUUCUUACAGUGCCUGUGCCAAUAACUUGGUUUAUGCCACGUCUUUUGGCAGCGCCCGAGCCUAUAGCUCGGUCUUAUGCCACGUCUUUGGCAAAUCCCCAAUUAGUUUUGGAUGAAAUAAAAUUUAAUUCAUUCAUAAUUCAAAAUUUAUCUCAUAUAGCGUGGUCGUUCCGUCAAGAGUUUUUGAAAUGGCACGAGCUCCUCCUUUUCGAAGCCCUUCGUGAAGGCCUGGACGAGGAAAUGGCCCGCGACCCCCGUGUCUGCGUGAUGGGCGAGGACGUGGGACACUACGGAGGCUCGUACAAAGUCACCAAAGGCCUCGCUGAAAAAUACGGCGACCUCCGCGUCCUCGACACCCCCAUCGCCGAAAACUCCUUCACCGGCAUGGCCGUCGGGGCCGCCAUGACGGGCCUCCGCCCCGUCAUCGAGGGCAUGAACAUGGGCUUCCUCCUCCUCGCCUUCAACCAAAUCUCCGACAACUGCGGCAUGCUCCACUACACCUCCGGCGGCCAGUUCACCAUCCCCACCGUCAUCCGCGGGCCCGGCGGCGUCGGCCGCCAGCUCGGCGCCGAGCAUUCCCAGCGCUUAGAAUCCUAUUUCCAGUCCAUCCCCGGAAUCCAGAUGGUCGCGUGCUCGACUCCUUACAACGCCAAGGGCCUCAUGAAGGCUGCGAUCCGCAGUGAAAACCCGGUUGUUCUCUUCGAGCACGUCCUCCUUUACAAUCUCAAGGAGAGAAUCCCGGACGAGGAGUACGUGCUUUCGCUCGAGGAGGCGGAGAUGGUGAGGCCGGGAGAGGAUGUGACGAUACUGACGUAUUCAAGGAUGAGGUAUCAUGUGAUGCAGGCGGCGAAGAGUUUGGUGAACAAGGGUUAUGAUCCGGAGGUGAUUGAUAUAAGGUCGUUGAAGCCGUUUGAUUUGUAUAUGAUCGGGAAUUCGGUGAAGAAGACGCAUAGAGUGGUGAUUGUGGAGGAGUGCAUGAGGACGGGAGGGAUUGGGGCGAGCUUGACGGCGGCGAUAAACGAGAAUUUUCACGAUUAUUUGGAUGCGCCGAUUGUUUGUCUUUCGUCGCAGGACGUGCCGACGCCGUAUGCAGGGACGUUGGAGGAGUGGACGGUGGUUCAGCCGCCGCAGAUUGUGGCGGCUGUUGAGCAGCUCUGUCAGUAGAAGGAGAGCAUGACCUCUAUUGAAUGUGGUGAGAUGAAGUUGAGGUCAGUUUUAGUCUUGAAACUUUUUAUUAUUAUGCUUUGCUACAAAUUGUUUCGGUNUGAAGCCCGAGUAUGGUUUUGUUAUUGAUUUGAGUGUUAAAGAACUGCAGGUCAUGUUUUUU
Striga asiatica is the source of this 2059-nucleotide messenger RNA. Lineage: Eukaryota; Viridiplantae; Streptophyta; Magnoliopsida; Lamiales; Orobanchaceae. The record is from the annotation of a GenBank genome assembly.